UUUUUUGCUGUUAAGAACAAUUCUGUUUUUAAGUCAAAUUUCAAAGUGUCUAUUCAAUAUUUAUGAUGAGUUUUUAGCUGUAACACUUGAAUUUCCCUUCUGGGUAUUUCAUCCUUAUUUGUUACGUCUUAAUUAAUCCCUGAUAUUUCGGAUCUUCUUUUUAACUCUCUGAAUCUGAUAUAUAUAAAUGUAAAUUAUAAUAUUUUUUACGCAGGCAUAUAAAUCCUAAAUUUAUUACAGUUUUACCUCCACAGCAACCCGUGAUCACUGAUUUUUAAGAUUUUUGAGGAAGAUGAAUCACUACAAUCUUCAGCAGAAUCCCAUUGCCGUUUCCGCUUAUGAGGAGAUGGGAGGGUUUAUCUCUUCAAUAUCGGAGCAUCAUAGGGCCGGCCCCGUUGUUUGCCCUAAGCCUCGGCGAAUUGGGGUUCUCACCAAUAACCCUAUCAAGCCUUUUAGAUUGCAUAUGAGUCACCAAGCCGAUGUAAGUGAAUCGAAAGCCAGUGCAGAACUUCUAGAUAUCAUCCUCAACAAGGGUGAUUUAUGGGCAGAGCAAUCUGCAGCACAGGUAGCAUCUUCACCCCCAUUUUUUUGUGGUUCGCCCCCAAGUAGGGCCACGAACCCAGUUGUGCAAGAUGCUCGAUUUGGUGACGAAAGAGUUGCAGCCCUUUCAGCAUCGCAAAGUCCAUCUCCGUCGCCAUCGGCACAUAAAGGGGGAUUUGUUAGGAUGUCGUUUGGGCUAAAACCAGCGGCAAUUAGAGUAGAAGGAUUUGAUUGCCUUAACAGGGAUAGCCAAAAUUCCAGAAUCCCUGCUAUGGCUUAAAUCUACAGUGUACAUAGAAGGCCACCGUCCGGGAGGACAAAGUAGGGAUGAAUUAGGGAAAUAUGGAUUAUUUUUGGGGAGAAAGAGAUUAACUUGUGUGUAGUAGUGUAUAUAUGAUGUGGUUUUUGGUCUGGUAAAAUCUAUUUGAUUGCUGGGAUGGAAGGGAAGGCAAUGUGAAAGGAUUGAAUUUUCAGGGGAUUGAGCAAAUGAUGAUGAAUCGUAAUAUAAAUGAUUUGAUAUUUUGAUUUUGUAAAUCACCAUGGAGAAGAGGAAGGGAAAUUGUGUAUAGAUCCUAUUGGUAAUUGAAUUUUGUUCUGUAAUUUAUGAUUCAAUAAUUGUCAAAUUUUCUUCCUAUGACA
Molecule: messenger RNA, 1179 nt
Organism: Gossypium raimondii (Peruvian cotton)
Lineage: Eukaryota; Viridiplantae; Streptophyta; Magnoliopsida; Malvales; Malvaceae
Exons: 4
Coding region: 293-820 (175 amino acids)
Source: RefSeq, a predicted model, not a curated record